AUGUGGGAUUACAAACAGUGUGACGAGAUGUGCUCAGGACUGAAGCUAAACUUUAGCAAGGUGAAAGUGCAUCUAGACUGGGCGGCAGGCUAUGCAAAGGCGAUUGACAAGGGCAAAAGCCGUUUCUGUUACGGAGGAGCGGACAAUCUCCAUCCCCACGACUUGAAGUUUGCCAGGUUGCAUGUCAUAGCUGAGGGAACCCCAAGCGACGGUCAGGAAGCUUCAAAAGAUGGUCUGGAAAUGCCGUUUUCGGAGUUGGACGUCAACACGAUGGAGCGCUGCUGUUCCCCGGCCCCGUAUGGGAACCUCCUGAACGAGUCCACGCAAGUGAACCCUGCAGUACGCAAAGCUCUGGGCGCCCGCUUUGUGGUUGCGAAGGCUGACGUCACCAAGAGCAACGAUGACGACUGGGACCCGAGACGUAGCCACGAGAUCUUUUUUGAGACGAGGAUCCGCGCGGCGGUGAUGGAAAGGCUGUGCUUCUAUCAAAAGGUUUACCUGGAGCCCUACAAGCUCAACAUCUACGGCCCCGGGGACUUCUUCCGGCCGCACGUGGACACCCCAGUCGACCCGGAGCUCUUUGUGGGCACGGUUGUUGUUUGCCUCCCGGCGGAGUUCACCGGAGGAGAGCUAAUCGUGACGCACGGAAGAAUUACCCAGACGUUUGACUUCGCAACUAGGUCCGGCGAGAGAAACGUGUUCCAGUUUGCGGCGUUCUUCGGCGACUGCCCGCACGAGAUCAGGCCAGUUACGAGCGGGCGCCGCGUCACGCUGACGUAUCACAUCCUGCGCGAGCGGUGCCCGUAUCCUGGAGAAAAGAACUUCGAAGAAAGUGCUUACACGGAUUUCAGAUUCCCGGUGCAAUCGGACGAGUCUCGCCAGGAGACGGUCCGUGAACAGUUCAAGGCUGAGCUGCGGACGCUGUCAUCUCUCGGGCUGCCGUACGUGGGCUUCCUCCUCCAGCACGAGUACACGCAGAGCGGGGCGGUCAAAGAGGGGUUGAAGGGCAGCGACAGGAUGUUCCACGAGCUGCUGACGUCGGAGGGCUGGCCCUGCCGCUUCGUCCCGGUCCUCCUCGUCAGCAAACGGGACCGGGACUGGUGGGAGCGCCAUUCGUCCGCCCACGAGUGUGAGGUUGAAGUCCUCUCGUUCAGGAACCAGGACUACGAAUUUCUAAGCGGCUACACGGACGAACAGCCGGCGCUCGAUUACAAGUCGCCGAUUCCGUUCACGUGGUACAACGAGAGGCAUUCUGGGCGGCUGCUGCAAAAUCUGGAGCGCGGGGAGAAGUUUCUGGGGAACUCAACGGUGCCCGGGAAGGAGCUCCGGAUAUACCUUCAGACAGUGAUGAUUGUGGACCUGCGACCGGAGGAGAAUAAUUGGAUGGCUGCCAAAGCAACUGACCAGCCUAACCUUGAUGACGCGGGGGAAGAAAGCGAGGAGGAAGAAUGGUCGUACGAAGACAUAGAAGAGGACGACAACCGUUACUUCGAUAGCAGCGCAUGGAGACGGGUUUUCAAAAAGCACGAUGAUUGGUAA
Molecule: messenger RNA, 1539 nt
Organism: Klebsormidium nitens
Lineage: Eukaryota; Viridiplantae; Streptophyta; Klebsormidiophyceae; Klebsormidiales; Klebsormidiaceae
Source: the annotation of a GenBank genome assembly